Messenger RNA from Eriocheir sinensis (Chinese mitten crab), 9144 nucleotides. Its product is annotated as BRISC and BRCA1-A complex member 2-like. Bases 500 to 1657 code for a protein of 385 amino acids. The record is from RefSeq and is a predicted model, not a curated record. Gene Ontology annotation, biological process: double-strand break repair. Gene Ontology annotation, cellular component: BRCA1-A complex; BRISC complex. Lineage: Eukaryota; Metazoa; Arthropoda; Malacostraca; Decapoda; Varunidae. The transcript has 10 exons.
CUAUUUAAAACUCAUAGCACCUACGUAAAUUCACAGCCUCCUCCUGGGACCGGUUUAGCGAAAGGUCAUCAUAGAAGGGCUAGUAACAAGAUUUUUACAUUUUGUGCGUUGUGGGUUUAUGAUUUUUACCGCCGCGUAGUUAAUGUGUUAAGGGUGUGUGGUUACAGUUCGCGGUUUUACGGGGAAGGGACGCAGCCUGAUGGUCGUGUAGAGAGAGCGAGUCCAGUUUAGAUGCCAUUCUCUUUUUUCUUGAUGUUGUUUGUUUUCGUUUCGGCGGUGGUAGUCAGCCGGUCCUCCCCGUGCCCGCCCACUGGCUGUGUCUUCGGUCACGCCAGCCAGACCACCACCACCACCUCCUCCUCCACCACCUUGAUCUCUCCUCUCCUCUCCGCCUCCUCCCCGCCGGCUGUGUCCGUGGCUGGUCUUGACGCUGCGCAGCCUCUUGGGUCAGGUGCCGAGGGAGACAAGGGUCGGCGUGAAACACACGUCUGCCUCCACCAUGUUGUCGCGGCAGGUGGACUACAUCAAAGUGAACGGCGUGCCCAGUCUGUUGUUCUGUGACAUGGCCGAGAUCAGCUGUGGCUCCGAGGCCCUGAGUGUGUGGAACAGCAAGGCGGACAACGGUGGGGAGGUCGCGGACACCCGGGUGGAGGGCGAUGCUGGCAAUGAACUCCUGAUCAAGCUGCCGUACGCCGGGGCUGACCUCACCGUCCACCUCCUCUUCUACCCACACGAGCCCUGGAUGGCGCCAGAGAUGAGCUUUAGCGACACCCUCUUCUCCGCAUCAAUCACCAGCAAAGACCUCGAGGAACAGGUUCCGUCCCUCAGCGAGUGGAACAUCCUGGCAGACGACAUGCUGGCCCAGUUGGUGCAUCAGCUGCUACAACUCUAUAGGAGGUACCAGCUGGACCGACUAGAGGAGGACGAGAUCUUGCUUAUCCAGUACCAGUCGCUGCUCAAGGCUCUCAACAUUGGCGAGGGAGACAUUGAGAUUUCCGUGAGCAGCCCUGAGCAGCCGUCCUCCCUGCUGGUGCGCCUUCCCCUCAGCCUCCAGGAUGUGCCGCUGGUGUUAGUGGACGCCACCUCAACCACACCAACCACGCUGUUACAAGUGGACUUUCCGGGGCGACAGGGUGUGUUUGUGCCCAAGCUUCACCUUUCCCGUGGCGUUGAGUCGCUCAUCGGCAGCGCGUCGUCCCUGGCCCUCCCUGCCGUGCCUCCGGGGAUCUGCCUGAUGGACUACGUGGAGCGCAUCAUGGAGCUGCUGGAGGACAAGGUGCAGAAGACCAUCCACUCCUUUGAGGCGCGGAAGCAGUUCAUCGCGGAGGUGUUGUGUCAGUUUGCGUGCGCCGUGGUGGAGUAUGAUGCUGAGCGGUUCAACAACAUCGUGCUUAUGCUGGAGGUGAAAGACUUCCACUUCCUGGUCUUCCUCACCCUGGGGCCAACCUUUCCUCAGAAGGUGCCACAGGUGGUGCUUCAGUCCCUAUACCACAACAAUGCACAGGGUCCAAUCUCCAAGGAGCUGACGGACCUCAAGCACAGCCCACCGUGGAAGCCGGAGACCAUGGUGAAGCAGAUCAUGGAGGUCAUCCUGGCCAACAUCUCCUCCUUCCAGAUGACCUCCACGCGAAACUCAACCUCUCGGCGACUCGUGUGAUUUAUGUGCAGUGUCCAGCCGCCAGCACUCCUGCCAUCUCCAGUUCAACAGGAGUUAUUGUCCCUGAGAAUCCUGCGGUGGUGGUGCUGGCCUCUGAACACACACUUAUUUAUUAUUAGCAACCCCUCUCAUCCUAAGAAAAAUUAAGAAGAAUGUUUUUUUCCAAGGUUAGUGAGAACUCACCAGAUUGAAAAAUAGUGAUUGUUUUUAUUUGAUACCAGUCAUGUUAUUAUUUGAUGGAGUAAUAUUUUCUGAAACUAAAAAUAUUAAUAUACUUAAUUAUUGUAUCUGCCGCUAACAACUUGUACUUUUAUUGAUGCUGUUCCUUUGGCCAUGAUGAACUCUGGGACAUAACAACAAGAUGUCCCCACAACUAUUACAUUAAGUAGAGGCUUACUGUAAUCCUUUAUGUAAAUGUCAGCCCUGAGGUGACUGUCAGUCCUGAAUUACUUGCCCAUCUUCAAUACUUACCGGACACACACAACAGGUCCAUCUCACACAUUUGUCUUGGCUUCUGAUUCUGAGUCACAGAUGUAAACUGAGUUCUCCAUUUUUAACAUUCCCUCACAGACCUCUUUCGUGGCCAUGGCUCACUCUUAUCUAUUCCUUGUGCUGCUGUAAACACCUUGACUGAGUCUGUUAAUAAUUGUUGGUUCCUGUGACUCGGCGCCAGAAGCCAGGAGUGCCUUGAACCCUUGUCUUGUCACACACCAAAGAAGCUGUUUGUGCAGGUUAUGAUAAACUUGUGGAAUGUUACAUUUUAUUGAUGAGAUUGGUUAUAGAUUCAGAGUACUUUAAGGAUUAAAGCUUUAGUAUGGAAAAUAAAAUAUAAUUUUGUAUUGUAAAACAAAUUAAGACAAAUUAUUGCAGACUGGUGCCCCUGAUCCUUGGAGCAUCCAGUGAGUCACAGUAAUACAAAAUAAUUAUAAGGAAACUUUUUCACAAUGUAUAAAACAGUUGCAUUUACAUAUUAAAAAAAUAAAAAGACUGCUACCAGUCAUAUACUUUAUAAUAAUGUACACACAUUUGAUGCUUAAAUAAUAGAAAACCUGGAAUUCUAAUCGCCAAAACUGCCCAAUGCAACACAAAGUAUCGUCCGGGAAACUUAGCGUCAGCAUGUUGAGGGUGCCGACCUCACACACCUUGUAUACAAAGGAACGGCCUCGCCCACCCUGGCCCCACAAGCCUCCUCAACAGAACACACAACAGACUCGCAGCGUUGCCAAAUUGUGGUACUCAGAAGAUUGUAUUUAUUAUUUUCAUCUCCAAAAACUAUCGUAAUCACAUAAAUAACGCUAGACAAUUGAAGUUAUCGUUAAAACUUAUUUUUUUAUGUUUCUUUGUUUUUUCGCAACAGUUAUCGGCCAGAAACUGCGACAAUGCACUGCAAUGAGUACGACAAUUUGGCAACGGUGCAACAGAGUAACGCUCAAGUGGGAAUCGGCAGUACAUUUAUCACAAAUUUUUGACCCAUGUUUACAGGGGAGGAUACGCAUGACUCACUCACUCACUCAUUCACUCAUCGUGGAUACAGGCAGCUUUCAUUUCAUGCCAGGAGCGCCCCAAGAGGCAACUUAAAGUGAAUUUCAUGCUGUUUAAACACCGAUUUUUACACGAGAGUAUGUGGCAAGUCAAGGGUUGGUUCACGUUAAUGUCAGUAAUAACUUGGACUUUUUUUAUUUCAUUGUUCCCAAACAGGUAAUUUAAGUCACAUAAAAUGAGAGGCACCUGUACUUGUUCCCCAUGAAGCAGGGCAGGCAGACAGACAGGAACCAGCUGGGUGACAGUCAGCUACCAAAGAGAGAGAGAGAGAGAGAGAGAGAGAGAGAGAGAGAGAGAGAGAUGGAGAUAAUGAGGGAGAGAAUUACAGUAAACUUUGGUGAGGAGGAGUUUUUGUGAGUUACAUGAACAACAGUUAAUGCCUCGUUCAGGGCUUCCUACAAGAACAUGUAGAGUGAUGUGUAAUUACCAAAGAAAUGUUUAGUCUUGCCAUGUAACGCCACACUGUGAUGGCCUCCCAAGAACAGUGGUGUCCAGGCCCUUCUUGGCUGGGUGUUAGGAGCACAGGGAUUGAGGGAGCACCAAGGCAUGCUAAGGUUUUCAUGCCGCCAGUAAUGACUCGCCAGGGAAGGGGCAUACCUGUGUGACACAUAUACAUACACAUAUGUACACGUGUAUAUAUAUAUGUAUAUAUAUAUAUAUAUAUAUAUAUAUAUAUAUAUAUAUAUAUAUAUAUAUAUAUAUAUAUAUAUAUAUAUAUAUAUAUAUAAUUUAUUCUUGCUUAUUAGCAUUCAAUUUUCCACACCAAAAAGUGAAGGUUUUUGUUACUCAAUUUGCUUUCAGGGUCUGGGGCUCUGACGGUAUCCUCAAAAUUACUUUGAUUUACAGAGGAAAACUUUUGUUACUUGUAAAACCAUUAUUUGUAAGAUGUUUUAUAAACCCGUCCAUCCAUGUGUACAGCAAGGCUUGGCUGUGAUGUCCAGGAGCCCAGGCCCAGACCACACAGGAGGAGGAGGCCAUGACAAGUGCCUGCAGUAUAGUAUUUCCUUAAACAAUUUAGACUUUUAUUUUCAUGACAUUCCAGGUGUUGGGGGUUAAAGCACCAAACUUUUAAUUAAAAUGCUGUACCUCACAUUGGGUCACAUUACUGAUGCCACAACCUGUGUGUUACAACAAGCCAUCUGUCCUGUGGGAGUUUAAACAUUACAUUAUUGCAUGAAGUAACAUUUUCAUGACACGCAUAACAGUAGAGGCCGUCCCUGGAUCACAAAUGAGUUUGUUACAAUAGCAGUGCAAAAGGUGAAGUUAGGAGCACAUGCUGAAGCUGUGAGAGGUCUCGGUGCUCAUCUCUGUCCCACUGGCCUUUUGUGCCUGCGGUGGGAGAACCCUUAACCCAACACACGGCCAGUGCAACAUCUGGGUCACCACAGUUUACCUUCCCCAGGUUUCCCCAGGCACCCAUUUAUCAACCAUCUGGGAUUCCAACCCAGACCUGCAGAUCUGUAGUUAGGGACAUGAACCACUGCACCACAGAGGCACGGUGCAAGCAGUGUGCCAACUGAGUAUUUAAAAGUUGGAGUGCUUACAAGUUGACGAUUACUGUCUGAAUUGCACUGGUGACCCAUGAUGGGGACUUGCACAUAGGGGGCACUGACUGGCAGCAGCACAACACUGCUCUGCCUCAGCAAGUAAGUAGUGCACCUGUUUAUUACUAUAAACAUCAUCUCUUAACUUGACUCAAUGGCUAUCAAUUCGUACAUAUGAGAGCACACAGCUUGGGACAUUUGUAAGCCAGGGACGUCCUGUGUUAAGUUACAAGUGAUUUCCAGUCAGAUUUUGAGUGUUGUGAGAAUCCCGUGUUUUGUGUAAGUUUUGUGCUCACCACUGUGACCAGCGAUGUGCUACAGCCAACACUACACCCCCCAGGAGGGAGCCUUAAAACAGUCAAUAAAUUAAUAAACUAUACAAUGUAUGUACACACAAAAGGUUAACUCUCAUAAAACCAUAACACACUUCAUUGCCUACAGUGAAUACUGCGUGUUAUCAGUGUCUGCCAGUCACCCGCUACCAGGGAGGGACUCAGCUGAUGUCCAUGCCAAGCAAGGCUGUGUUAAAGGGGGGAAGGGGGUGGACCCACAAAAUACUUUGUCUUAGAUUUUGGCAGAAUUUGUAAGCAAUUAUUAACUUUUUGACACUGCCCAAAACAUGGUGAAGUAACUCCCCAAACUAAUGUCUGGACAAAGCCUCGCUGCCAGGAAACAAAACCCACACAUGCUGAUGUAACAAAAUGAUGCAGAAUGAUCCGUUAAGUACAUUUGAAUUUAUCAUGCAAACAUAAUUUGGUAUGGUCAUUCUUUUACUGAUUUUGCUUUCUCAAGGCACAAAGGUUAGUGUGUGUCAUACAGAAUGCUUGAUUAUCUUAAGUACAUUUGGCCCACAAUGUUUAAAAUCUGAUAUGGUCAUUCUGAUGCUGAAAAUUCCUGUGCCGAGUAGAAUGGAUGAAUAUUAGUGUUGUGACGCCCAACAUGCUGGCACCCUCUGUGUGUCUGGGCGGGUGAGUUUGGUCACUGUGCCCUGGUGCAGGUGACUGGCGGACAGGUGACUGUAUGAGUGUUGUACUUUACACUGGUACACACUCAUCAAUCACCAGCUAGUCAGUAACUUACAACUUAACAAUAAAUCCUAGUAAAGUCUGAAGAAUAUCAUACAGUUACAAAACACAUUAUAUCUACAUAGCAGUGAUGUAACCUGGAGCACAUACAUUUGCACUUGAAGCCCAAGCACUCAAACUUUGGUUCAGUUCACCCUUGAGAGACAACUUGCAGCCAGUCCGGCCGUGAUGAGACUGAUGAAACAAACCGCUGAUGCCACUAAUGAUGUCCGGCAUAAACAAUAAUGCACCUAGCAGCAUUCAGGGCUCAAUGGGAGGGUGAGGGAGUUUCUAAAGCUUUCCCACAUGAACCUGGGGAGCUGAGUCGGCAGCAUGAGUGCCUAUGAUGCUGGCGACCCAGGCUCAAUCCUGCUCAUGUCAGGGGGCUAUAUCUGGGUUACUGGCUGCCCCCUGCCUAGGCCUAGUGGCUACCUGGCUAUGAAUAGGGUGGAUGAAGGUGGCAGAGAUAUGAAUCGGCCACACUUCUCCAUGUACUGUUGGCCCAAGACGUGGGGGACACUAUAUCUCUCUCCCCUACGCUGGUGAGGGUGGGGCCCCGCCUGUACCUUCUGUCCUAUAUAUUUUUUAUCUUUUGAUCAUGAUGAAGUGUAGCUCACUACUAUUGCUGUUUUUCCUUUCUAAAUACAAGGGUUGAAAACAUUAAUCUGAUGGAAACCCAGUUAUAUCACCAAGAGUUAAAUUUUUGUUACAAAAGUCUAGACUAAACUGUACAGGCAACGCACCAUAGCACUGUAUUCAAACCAUUCAGGCGUGCAGCCACAACACAGCCUCAACACUCCCUUGCCCAGGAGUUGGCGGGAGCCGAGCCAAAGCUAUGGAUGAAUAUUCAUGUUUCAAAAUGCCAUUUUUGCAGUUAUUAUUUUACUCAUGAAUCAUAUAAUGUUUUCCCAUCACUCUCAUUCCAUAACUGCGGACCUGCCGACAACUUAAAUGUUCUUUUAGUAUGUUAGUUAUGAGGGAGGAGUCCAAACUCAUCCUCAUCAUGUGUCAUUACCACACUGCCAACCAUAGUCCAACCAUUUCAAAUAGUCCAUUUGGGUGUUGGAUUCCGCUGGUCCUUUCCUCCCCUCUACUCUGCCACACAGUCCCAACACCUACCCAUAUGGUAACAUAUGAAAGGGAAAAAUAGGUGUUGGGACUGUGUGGCAGAGCAGAGGGGAGGAAAGGACCAGCAGAAUCGAAUGCCCAAACAGAUUAUUUGAAAUGGUUUGACUAUGGUGUCCUCAUACCUCACAUAUCUAGUCUCAGCCUUAGCUCAGCCCCGGCCUUGGCCAACCCCCAGCCUGGAGGCGUCAAAACUGUGGUGUUGCUGCACAUGUCCCAGUAAGCUAAUGACGAAUAAGGCAGAACCUUCCGAUGUGUGGCAGCUAUGGAGGCAAGGCUACAUAGGCUAGCUAAACUGUAAAAAGUGUAAAUUUAAGGCAAGUCAUUUCACUAUUCAAUCUGUUAACUUACAAUGUAUGUAUUAAACCUGUUACUGUCUAUUUUUACUCCUGCUUUAUGGUACCUAAAGCCUGAUGGGCCACACAAACAGCCUGGGAGGGAAGGCUCUCCACAACACACACGCCGCGGAGAACCAAAGGAACGGCAACACAGACCGGCGGAGAUGACCAACUUAAUGGUGCUUUGUGGUGUCUUUGAUCUGGGGUGUGUCUGUAGGCAUGACUGGGAUACAUGAGAAAGGCUGAGAACCAACUAAUGACCCUCCAACACUUCUCUGCCAUUGUAAUAUUGCCGGAAAUCAAAGGAUCAGGAAAUUGAGCUUCACAAUAACCCAGUAUGGAAGCAGACUGAAAUCCAUCUAAUGACCCUUCAACAUUUCUCUGCCAUUGUAAUAUUGCCAGAAAUCGAAGGGUCAGGUAAUUGAGCUUCAGAAUAACCCAGGAUGUGAUGCAUGCUGAAGACACAGACCCCAGACCACAGACCAAUGGAUGCCCGGCUUAAAACUCUCAUAGUGUGUUGUGGUAAGCCAAUGUCACCUUCCCUGCUGUUCUGUGGCGGGUAAGUCACCUCAGAAACCCAGGACUUUGCCGUGUGUGUGUGUGUGUGUGUGUGUGUGUGAUCAGCAGUACAGUUGCAGACAAACGUAAAAAUCCACCUUACUCAUGACUCGGUAGAAAGAGGAAAAAGAAAAAGGUGAUGAAGAAGCAAGCCCCCUCUCCUCCUCCUCCUCCUCCUCCUUGCCCUCCACUGUAAAAAUUGAGCUACAAAGUCAUAGGCGGAUCAAUACUUUACCCAUAACUGUACCUGUGUUGUGUGAUAAGAUUAGCAUGGAUGGCUUGUGUCUGGCAGUGCUGGUAGUGGGUGGGUGAGGCAGUGUUAAGAUGGAGGCUGAUGGAGGCUGCUUGAACAAUGCCAUGAGUGUCAAACUAACUAAUGGUGUGGGAGACGGGGAGUUAGUUGAACAAGUGUAGCUCUCCGGCGGCCAAAGACAGCGUGCACGGGAACCUCCAUGUAGCGCUGUGCCAUAGAUUUCACACCGGAGACAUUUGUGAAGUUAAAAGAAGGCCAAUUAUAUAAACUAACAAAAAAAUUACUGUUCCACUAUGACUUCUAACACUGCUAUCCUCCAUGGAAGAGUUACCAAUGGGGACAGAGUGCACAGGACCCUCCAUGUACCGCUGUGCCUUAGAUUUCACACUGGAGACAUUUGUGAAGUUAAAAAAGGCCAAUUAUAUAAACUAACACAAAGAAAUUACUGUAACAUAUAAACUAUUGUUCCACUAAGACUUCUGCCAUAGCCUUUCCCUAUAGAAGAGUUACCAGAGCUAUGGAUAGACAGAAGAGUGGCAGAAUUACUUGUGUGUUCUCCAGAAGUUAAAAAAAGGCCAAUUAUAACACAAAGAAAUUACUGUAAUAUUCAAACUACUGUUCCACUAAGACUUCUGCCAUAGCCUUUCCCUAUAGAAGAAUUACCAGAGCUAUGGAUAGACAAGACUGGCAGAGUUAUGUGUGUGUGUUCUCCAGUCCGACAGAAGUAAAGGAGCUGUCAGGACAAGUUGAAAUAGAGGCGCCAAAUCAUACCACUAGCAGCAUGAUCAAUAUGGAACAAAUUACUCUAUGCAGUGGUAAAGCCUAAAAUUCCUUCCUUGUUCCUAUAGACCUCAAAACACACAUAUCACCUUACUAACUUUCCCCAUUAUGAACACUCAAAUAGAUGUGUCCAAGGUUUCAUUCAGUGGUGUGUGUGUGUGUGAGUGUGUGUGAUGGUGGUGGCUUGGCUGUGAGGUGGAUCUGCAUGUGAUGAUGUAUGAGAUAUGAUUACAGUGUUAAAUUAGUGAUGAAUGGCUUGCAGAGGUGUGAGAUGUGAGUCUAU